This is a messenger RNA of Pseudophryne corroboree (corroboree frog), 1022 nucleotides long. RefSeq names its product aralkylamine N-acetyltransferase (gene AANAT). Gene Ontology annotation, cellular component: cytoplasm. The coding region runs from base 128 to 733 and encodes 201 amino acids. The transcript has 3 exons. Gene Ontology annotation, molecular function: aralkylamine N-acetyltransferase activity. The record is from RefSeq and is a predicted model, not a curated record. Gene Ontology annotation, biological process: response to light stimulus; melatonin biosynthetic process; circadian rhythm. NCBI's taxonomy places the organism in Eukaryota, Metazoa, Chordata, Amphibia, Anura, Myobatrachidae.
ACUGUUAGUGCCCUCUGCUGUGAGUCACAAAAACACAGUAUAUAAAUAGAGAUUUUAAUAGGUGCCUGUUUAUUUCCAGCAGGAUUUCUGGUUGAAGCAGCGGCAAAGGGAAAAACCAGAUCUUGCCAUGUCUGUGCUGAACGCAGUACCUUUCAUGCGGCCAAUCCACCUUCGAUCACCACGCCAGCAGAGACGGCACACACUACCCGCCAGUGAAUUCCGCUGUCUCUCCCCAGAAGAUGCAGUCAGUGUAUUUGAAAUAGAGAGAGAGGCCUUCAUUUCUGUGUCGGGAGAGUGUCCCCUCCAUCUGGAUGAGGUCCGGCAGUUCCUAACACUGUGUCCAGAGCUGUCACUGGGCUGGUUUGAAGAGGGACGGCUUGUGGCAUUUAUAAUUGGGUCAUUAUGGGAUCAGGACAAACUAAGUCAGGAUGCCCUAACCCUGCACAAACCCCAUGGUUCAUCCGUUCACAUUCACGUUCUUGCUGUACAUCGCACUUUCCGGCAACAGGGCAAAGGAUCGAUCCUGCUGUGGCGUUACCUCCAGUACCUGCGCUGUUUGCCUUUUGCACGGCGGGCUGUGCUAAUGUGCGAAGACUUUCUGGUUCCCUUCUACUCUAAGUGUGGCUUCAAGGCUGUGGGCCCAUGCAACAUCACAGUUGGACCCCUGGCCUUUAUUGAAAUGCAGUGUCGGGUCAGAGGUCAUGCCUUUAUGCGUAGAAAUAGCGGCUGCUAGCCCCCCUCCUGACCACAUAAUCUAAUAUCAUUAACCAGUUUGUUCAUCAAGGGUUGCAGUAUAUUGCAAAGCAGUGUGACUGACCCUCUGUCUUGGCAAAGUGAUUAAUGAAGCAGCGGCAGGGGGCUUCCAUUCAAAGUACUUCAGACAUGCCUAGGUUGAUUUGAGCUGCCCCCACAUAAAUAAAUGGUCUGACUGUGGUUACAGGAAAGAAGCUCUCACAGAACUUUGUAUAAAACUCAUCCAAUUUCUCCAAUUAUUUCACUGUACAAAACCCUCUUCAUUUUAA